CGGAAGGAGCCCGCGGAGCUGCGUAGUUGAAUUAAGUGCGAGCGGGGCGAGGGAGCGGAGGCUGCAGGAACUGACCGAGAACCCACUGGGAACAUGCGCCCCUCCAGGCUCUACACUUUGGUUUUGGUGAUUCAGCCUUCAAGAGUUCUCCUGGGCAUGAAGAAACGAGGCUUCGGAGCUGGCCGGUGGAAUGGCUUUGGGGGUAAAGUUGAAGAAGGGGAGACCAUCAAAGAUGGGGCCAAGAGGGAGCUGCAGGAGGAGAGUGGUCUGACUGUGGACACACUGCACAAGGUGGGCCACAUUGUGUUUGAGUUCGUGGAUAAACCCGAGCUAAUGGACGUGCACAUCUUCUGCACAGACAGUGUUCACGGGACACCCGAGGAGAGCGAGGAGAUGCGCCCUCAGUGGUUCCAGCUGGACCAGAUCCCCUUUAGUGACAUGUGGCCUGAUAACUGCUACUGGUUCCCCCUCCUGCUUCAGAAGAGGAAGUUCCAGGGGUACUUCAAGUUCCAGGACCAUGAUACCAUCAUGGACUACACGCUUCGUGAGGUGGACGUUGUCUAGAGGAGGAACAGGCAGGCUC
This is a messenger RNA of Condylura cristata (star-nosed mole), 583 nucleotides long. It is a transcript of the gene NUDT1, whose product is annotated as nudix (nucleoside diphosphate linked moiety X)-type motif 1. The record is from RefSeq and is a predicted model, not a curated record. The transcript is spliced from 4 exons. Gene Ontology annotation, molecular function: 8-oxo-7,8-dihydroguanosine triphosphate pyrophosphatase activity. The coding region runs from base 94 to 564 and encodes 156 amino acids. NCBI's taxonomy places the organism in Eukaryota, Metazoa, Chordata, Mammalia, Eulipotyphla, Talpidae. Gene Ontology annotation, biological process: DNA protection.